AUGCCGCGCAAGCUGUAUCCCAUCCAUCCAUCACAAGAACACCGCCUGAACCCCGAGUACAAGGCCUACUACAAUGAAAACGCCAUCGCCGUCCCUAAGCUCCAUACGAUUCCAAUUGACGUGAUUCGCUCCAUUCCCCGUCGCCCGUUUCCCGGCUGCGGGCCCGAGGUUCCGGUCGGAAACAAGGAGGAUAUUUCCAUCACGCCGGACGCGGGCCCGGCCAAGGGCCUGACAAUACCGACCCGCUGCUACACCCCGCCUGGCUCCGCGCCCAGCGGAGGGUGGCCGGUCCUUGUCUUUUACCACGGCGGCGGGUGGACGGUUGGCGGGCUCGAUUCCGAGUCGGACAUCCUCACCAACAUUUGCACGCGCGCCAAGUGCGUGGUUGUGUCCGUCGAUUACAGGCAAGCUCCUCCACUGGCCCCGGAGCACCCAUUCCCCGCCGCCGUGGAUGACGCCUGGGCCGCGCUCCUCUGGGUCGCCUCCAAAGGCAAGGCCCGGCUCAGCAUCAACCCGGACAACCUUGCCGUCGGCGGAUCCUCAGCCGGCGGCAACCUGGCCGCCGUCAUGGCCCAGCGCGCGGCAUCGGCGGCUGCCCGCGGCGGUGGCCCGCGCAUCAAAACGCAGCUCCUCAACAUCCCUGUAACGGACAACACGCGGACCGUGGACAAUAACGAGUGCUGGCGCGACCUUCAGCACUCGCCCGCGCUCUCCGCUGACAUGAUGCUGUGGUUCCGCAACUGCUAUCUGCCCCAGCGCGGCGCGGCCGACUGGGCCGACCCGGAGGCCAGCCCACUGCUCUGGCACGGCGACUGGUCCGCGCUGCCCCCGGCCGUCAUUAUCGUCGCCGGCCUCGACGUGCUGCGCGACGAGGGCGAGGCCUUUGCCGCCAAGCUGACGCGGGCUGGUGUGCAGGCCCGAGUCACCACAUUCCCGGACCAGCCGCACAUCUUCCCUGCUAUGAGUGGCGUGCUCGAGGACCGUCACCAUCAUGUGCGAGGGCCUGCAUGA
Cordyceps militaris CM01 is the source of this 1011-nucleotide messenger RNA. RefSeq names its product lipase, putative. The transcript has 2 exons. Gene Ontology annotation, molecular function: hydrolase activity. Lineage: Eukaryota; Fungi; Ascomycota; Sordariomycetes; Hypocreales; Cordycipitaceae. The record is from RefSeq and is a predicted model, not a curated record. Bases 1 to 1011 code for a protein of 336 amino acids.